Messenger RNA from Funneliformis mosseae, 237 nucleotides. The record is from the annotation of a GenBank genome assembly. NCBI's taxonomy places the organism in Eukaryota, Fungi, Glomeromycota, Glomeromycetes, Glomerales, Glomeraceae.
AUGGAUAACGAUUUAGAAAAUGUCCUAAAUGACUUUGAAACGAGAAUUAAGGAAUUAGAACAAUGUAACGAAGGGUUACGUUCUCUAUUCAAAUAUUUAGAAGAAGAUAACAAAGCCAAGCAAGAAAUUAUUAGUAAUUUAGAAGAAAAGGUUAGAGAACGAGAAGAAGAAACGAAAGCCAAGCAAGAUAUUAUUAAUGAUUUAGAAGAGAGGGUCAAAAUUAAUGCUUUGAGCUGA